UGAGUCUGUGCACUGUUUUCCUCCGGAAGGUUUUGCAAGACACUUUGACGUGCAGAUUUCAAGCCCCUGUGGUAUUGCCCUUCGGAACCAACAGCCAGAUCGCAGCUACGAUAAAGCGUGUGUGACUGACAUCCACACCGCAGCCGUUGUUGGUCAGACCGCGUCCUGGGAGGUUCGGCAGGGGUCGGCGAGCGUCUGGUGGAAGCCGCCGGGAGACGGGCGUCUGGAUUCUCCCGGCCGGAGUGGUGUUUUAACCGUCAGGGCAUGGAUGUAUACCCUGGUUCGGCAAACUGGACCGACUGGGACUACUUUUACAACGACACAGAUCCCGAUGUGACUGCCGAGAUGGACCUGAGGAGAGGCCUGAUCCCGGCGGCCAUCUUCCUCUACGCCCUCAUCUUCCUGCUGGGCGUUCCCGGGAACGCGGCGGUGAUCUGGAUCGCCGGCUUCCGCAUGCCGAGGAAGCCCAACCCCACGUGGUUCCUCAAUUUGGCCGUCGCCGACCUCCUCUGCUGCCUCAGCCUGCCCUUCCUUGUCACCCAGCUGGCCUUGGAGCGCCGCUGGCUCUUUGGCUGGUCUCUCUGCAAGAUUCUGCCAGCUGCCACCAUCUUCAGCAUGUUCGCCAGCGUCUUCGUGCUGACCGGCAUCAGCGUGGACCGCUGCCUGAUGACCUUCUACCCCUUGUGGGCCCACUGCCGGAGGACGGUCAACCACGUGGGCCUGGCCUGCAGCCUCGCUUGGGCCCUGGCCCUCCUGAUGUCCCUGCCCAGCUCCCUCUACCGCGAGAUUUUCACCAUUAACGGCACCGACUACUGCACCAACAUCUACCACGGGGAGCCCGCCCUGACCGAGCGGGUCAUUCAGGUGACCCGGUUCUUUUUCGGCUUCCUCCUCCCAUUCCUCGUCAUCGGGGCCUGCAACGGCUUGAUCGUCCUGAAGGUCCGGGGCUCCCGGUUCGCUCGGCCCGGCAAGGUCCACAGGCUGGUCCUCCUCGUCCUCCUCGGCUUCUUCGUCUGCUGGCUCCCCUACCACGUGGUGGGCCUCCUGCUGGUGGCCAGAACCGCCGGCGCCCACGACGUCCACGCGGAGUGGAAGUGGGGCCUGCUGGCCGUCGACCCCCUCAUCACCUGCCUGGCCUACCUCAACAGCUGCGUCAACCCCUUCCUCUACGCCUUCAUGGGGCGCGGCUUCAAGCAGCAGGUCCGCCGGUCCCUGCGCCACGUCUUCGAGAACGCCUUCGAGGAGGAGGGCAGCGGCCUGCAGGCCAAGUCCACCGCCAAGUCGGUCGAGCUGACCGCCUGA
Messenger RNA from Carcharodon carcharias (great white shark), 1302 nucleotides. Its product is annotated as C3a anaphylatoxin chemotactic receptor-like. Gene Ontology annotation, cellular component: plasma membrane. NCBI's taxonomy places the organism in Eukaryota, Metazoa, Chordata, Chondrichthyes, Lamniformes, Lamnidae. Gene Ontology annotation, molecular function: G protein-coupled receptor activity; complement component C5a receptor activity. Gene Ontology annotation, biological process: complement receptor mediated signaling pathway; phospholipase C-activating G protein-coupled receptor signaling pathway; inflammatory response. The coding region runs from base 265 to 1302 and encodes 345 amino acids. The record is from RefSeq and is a predicted model, not a curated record. The transcript has 2 exons.